Molecule: messenger RNA, 8641 nt
Organism: Armigeres subalbatus
Lineage: Eukaryota; Metazoa; Arthropoda; Insecta; Diptera; Culicidae
Gene: e(y)3
Exons: 11
Coding region: 441-6833 (2130 amino acids)
Source: RefSeq, a predicted model, not a curated record
AGUAGCAGUGUUUUGUGUGUGCGCUAGACGAAAGACGAUAAAGCCAUCAGUUCGUGUGGUGGAGCAGCUUUUGAUUUAAUUUUCUGGCUAAUUUACGGCUGGUUCAGAGCCCCCGUGUGCGUUAAACAAUUCGCGAAAUUGUUUGCGACGUCGCGAUACAGUUGGUGAAUAUUUUGCGCGUUCGUCUGGUGUGUUUUUCGCAGUGUACUUUAGUAAGUGUAGCGCAAAUUGUGUUGAAAAGAAGCAAUUAAAUCCUUGUUAAUGGAAACAAAAGAUGAAACCAAAAUAGGAAACGAUCAAGUGUGAAAGAGUAGUGAGUGACAUCGAGUGACAGCCAGAGUCGUGUGUGGCAAGAAACCGAGCAAGCAAGACGAAAAAAUUGUGUGUAAAUAGAUAAACUGGACGCGAAAUGCGGUUACAACAGGUGCUGAGGAAGAACGAUGGUCGAUUCUGGUCCGCUGGUUGUCGCUGAGGAUGUCCAUCGUCAACGUCAGCGUGAAAUCAACGGCAAACUCAGCGACCAGAAACCCGACCUGCAACGGCAGGAUCAAUUGGAAGUUCUAAAAAUGAAUAGCGCCGAUAAUGUGGAGGAUGCAGGUACAUCGUCAUCGCCGGAAAUUGUAGAAGAAUUAGAUGGUGUAGAUGUCGGGAAAAAAGUGAACCAGGAAGAAGUGAUUGUUGUCUCUGAAGAAGAUGAAGAGGAAUUGCUACCGAAGAAUGAAAUUGGAGGUAGGAAUGGCCCUAGUGUUAUUAUGGGAGAAUCACCCAGCGCAAAGAAGGAAACAAUUUUAACGAACUGCCAAAAGGAAGGUCCAGCAGAUGAGCAGCAAUUAACACACAUUGUUGAUAGCAAAGUCGAUGACGAUCAGGAGGUGAUAGAAAUCCCAUCGACGCCACCGAUAGCAUCGUCCGAAUUGAUAGCCGCGAACGAAAUUGUAAAUAAUAAUGAUAGCCUUGCUGUAAAGCAUACUCUCACAGGUGCUUUGGAAGGUAAGACUGCCAAUAACAACGUUGUUUUGCAAAAUUGUGUAGGUCGUACAACGCAAGAAUCUCCCAAGGAAGGUAAUCAUACCUCUUCCAAGCAAACCGAGAUGGGCAUUUCCGAAGAAAACCGUAAGGUUGAACCAUUAAAGAUUAAUCUUCACCGGGAGCCUAUUAGAACUAUAAUUAAACUGCCACCGGGAUCUGGAUCAGAUCACCAACCCAGCUCUCCAAAGAUAACGAUUAAACCGUUGAAACCCCCGCCCAGUGUGGAUGGUACUCAGGUCAAUAGCAUUCCCAAGCUAACGAUCAAACCGGUGAUUAAUCCCGAGGAACCCAGCACUGAGCAAAUGCAAAUCAUUCCUAAGUUGCACAUAAAAAAUUCCUCGCUGGAUAAUUCUGGGGCCGAUGGAAGCGAACCCCACAUUGUGCCUAAGUUGACGAUUCGUGCCGUGAACCACAGCAGUCCGACGAUAGCAGGAGGCUCCGGAUCUUCCGGCAAUGAUACUCCGAGUUUGACAGCUCAUAACUCCUCAAACUCAUCGCUUUCCAAUUCGCCUCCCAUGGUUCCUAAGCUCACGAUUAAAAAGGAUAACCAUCAUCACCACAGCAGUCAUCAUCAUCACCAUCAUCACCACUCGCACCAUAAUAACCGGUUGGUAACUAAGGAGGAUGAUCCUCCUGCCAUUCCUAAGCUACACAUCAAGGCAAUACCGGAACCAACGGCAUCACCCAGCUCAGGGUCAUCCGGAACAUCUUCCGGACCGGUGCUUACCAGUUCUGAGGGUGUCAAACUGACCAUCAAACCGAUUCCGGAGCCACCUCUACCGAAACUAACCAUCAAAACGAGUUCUCUAGACUCCAACGAUGUAUCAGUAGUUUCUUCGACGAGCAGCAGUUUUUCGCCGAAACUCUCAACGCCUCCACCUGCAUCUCCGAGCGAUCAGCACUCGAACAUUACAUCGACAAUUCCAAAACUUACCAUCAAGCCCAUCCCUAAGCCACCUCCGACCAUUCCAAGGGAUCCAUCGGAAGUUCCGAUUCCCAAACUCACAAUCAAACCGAUGCCUCCAAAGCCGCUCGCUUCUGAGGACAGCUGCUCAAGUGAAAACAGUAUUAACUCGUUAGAAUCUUCGCCAAUCUCAUCGUCAUCAUCGGCUCCUAGUUCCGCCAUCUGCUCUCCGUCAAUGGUUCCCAAAUUGACGAUCAAGGUCCCUAAAGAAAACGAUAGUGUAGUAACUUCCUUACCGCAGAUAACGUCCGGAACGAUUACGACCACUACUAGCUCAUCCGGAAACUCUGUCUCCGUGAUCCCGGUUGUAAAGAAACUCAACAUCAAACCCAUGCCACCACAACCGAAAGAAACCUCCAAGCCAGUAUCGGAACCUGCGGAAGAAGUUGUAGACGUAACAGAGGAUGAAAUCUUUGAGCCUACAACGGUCAACAUCGAUUUUGAGGAACCAGAAGCGAUUAUAAUUCCAAAGUUCACUAUUAAAACAAUCUCUUCGAAUCCAAGUAAUCAAAAUUCGGAAAUCAAGUCACCCACGAAAACCACAUUGAAACAAAUUCCAGAAUCGGAACACCAGGCUACAUCUCCCUCUUCAUUUAACGACCCGUCCACUGAUGAUUGCGACCUACAGCCCACAGAGUUCAUGACCACUAGUUCAAAAACUUCGGAUUCGGGCUGUGAUUCGCCGCGAAUAAUUUUGAAGAUCAACAAGGGAAGUUCCUGCACAACGACUAGCGCAGCACAAGGCACACCAACUAUUCCACCCGAGAAAGAGGAAUCAACUGCAAAUAAGGUAGAACAAUCCGUCAAUGAGCUGAAGCGAGUGGCCACAGAAACAUCACCGGAAUCAGGUUCCGACGUACCAGAGAUGAAAAAAAUUAAAAUGAACCACCAAUCAGUAAUUGUACCCAACCAGAAGGUCAAGGAGCAACCCGUUGAAAACGACGUAAUUGUGAUAGACGACGAUAGCAAGUCAGACAUGGGAGAAGAAACAGUAUCGGCUCAAGUUGAAAUGCCAGCAAAACAGCUUCGGACUCCUCCUCCCUUAAUCGAGAUAUUCAAGUCCAGCGUCGUUCCAACUGCGGAAACGGUAGAAGUGCCGAAAACUAAACCCCAUGAAGACGGUAAUAAACUUAAGGAAAUGUUGCUUCAAGCGAAGCGUCAACGAGCAAAAACUCCAACUCCUCAUGCUGAACCUCGUCCCCGGCGGACAGCGGCGAUUCACGCGAUUCCAGCUUCGGUACUUCUCAAAAGGCAUCCCACCACACCGACACCACCCGUGACGACACCGGUAAUACAGCCGAUUCCCGAAGUUGCGCCACCCGUAUCCAAUAGCAUCACCAGCGUCCUUCUGCUAGAAAAUGACGGAGGAUCAAGUUCAGACUGCAUGAUCAUUGACGAUCCUUUGACGUUUGCAGAGAAGAACGGAACCUCAAGUAACAGCAACAGUAGUAGCUUCAGCAGCGUUACUCCCGUUCCCGCGGUAACUACUGAAUCAUCGGGCGUUGUUACUUCUACCAUUGAAUUGACGGCGGAGCCGCUAGCAAAAGUGCGCAUGAGUACGCGCAGCGGAGCAGCUAUUACCGUUCAGCCGACUAAAGAUCUUGAGACUACGCACAAACCUCCGGACAAGGACUCAGGAUUGGACGAAGGUAAACCGGACAUGGAUGAUGUUCCACCACCUGCCAAACGACCUCGAGGUCGCCCAAAAAAGCCAGUGACCCAGAAAGAGGUCGAUGAAAUCGUAGAUGACGACGAAACGCAAGAAACCGACAGCAGUAAACUGACGAUGGCUUUGAGUUUGGAAGCCAACGGCAACACAAGCUCCUCCGAGCUACCUCCCAUGCAUCCGCUGUCGACAUUUUACAAGGAAAAUCCCUGCCGGGUUUCGCCGCGAGUGCUUCUUAAACCGUUGACACCAUCGAGGCUGGAACCGAAACCGGCGUCCCCGCUGGUGGUCACCACCAACAACGCAACGAUCGAUUCGGUCGACGUGGAGGAAUCGACAUGUUCCACUUUGAAGGAGGAUCCGCUGAACGGAAUGGAAACGUCCACGAAGGAGGAGGAAUCUGUGCCAGUGGAAGUGGAAAAAGAGGAGCCAGUUACACCAAGGCCUCGUGGAAGGGGUCGCGGUCGGGGACGCGGACGAGGUCGUUUCGCCGCAGUAACCCAAAGUGCUAAGGCAGUGCUAAUUCAUCAUGGCGACGAGGAACCACAAACCCCGUUAUCGCUAGACUCCGCCUUUACUGAGGUGGAGUCUGCUCCCCCGAUCCGCCGGGGCCGUGGUAGUAGAGGUGGCCGCGGCAGUAGAGGUGGUCGAGGAAGUAGAGGUGGCCGAGGGAGUAGGGGCGGUCCUGGCAGUAGGGGUGGCCCUGGUAGCAGGGGUGGUCGAGGGAGUAGGGGCGGCCCUGGUAGCAGGGGUGGUCCUGGUAGCAGGGGCGGUCCCGGCAGCCGAGGUGGCAUGGUCAGAAGAGGAGGAGGUCCCGGAAGCAGAGGUGGUCCAGGCAGUAGAGGCGGUCGUGGAAGUAGGGGAGGUCGUGGUCGGGGGCGAGGCCGAGGAAGCCGCGGUGGUCGCGGUGGUGCGCGAUCGAAUUCCGCUAGUCCCACCAAGUACGGUUCUCUGCCAGAAUUCAGCUCGUUCAUGACGCCCGAUGGAAUGGAACUCCAUCGGCGAAAAUUGCAUCUGUCAGCAUCCUUGACCAGCCCUAAUUCGCUGCAAGUGUUUGAAGAGGACACUCUCAUGAGCGGAGAUUUCAACUUCACCACGCCGACGCGAUUGAUCAGCACUGGUCCGGGACCCUUCAGUAUGAAUGAGGAAUCGCAAAGUUCGUAUCUCAGCAGUGCCAGUGUGACGCAGGACAACAACGGAACGUUGUCAACGAUUCUGUCAACGACUGGUAGCACCCGGAAACCGAAGGCCAAAAUGGAAGUGUGCGACGUCAAUGGACGAACGGAAUUCUCCGUUGAGUUCAUCGCCGAGUAUGAAUGGCCUCUACCAACAUCCGCUCGAGGUGGAGGUGACAAUUACAUGAUCCAGGAGCAAAUCGCAGAAUAUCUUGGAGUAAAAAGCUUCAAGCGGAAAUAUCCGGAUCUGAUGAGGCGGCCGGUCGAUAUGGAAGAACGGAAUUACAUCAUGGAGCGAGGGCUCGCGUCGGAAAAAAUGUGCGACCUGGGCCUUACCGCAGUGUACGCUUCGGAAAUUCUGGACAUUAUGUGCAAUGACUAUCCGGAAAAGUACGAAGAGUACAAACGGUACCAGAGGGAGAAGUACUACCGGGACCGACAGAAGUACCUGCAAAAAGUUGCAGCCGCGGCUGCCAUCGCUAUCGACUGUGUAGAUAAGAGCCAAAUGUUAAAACAAAAGGCAAUGCAAUCGGCCGCCAGCUGGAAUAUUGGUAUGAAUAAAGAACGAAAGGAAACCCGCCUAUCCUGUAUGGACUUGCAAACUUAUGUAGUGCAAGUACCCCGAGAACAACGGCUAGAUCCCCAGCCACCGGGUCCAGAGAAACACUACCCGGUCGCUUUGGUGCCGGGCCAAUUCUCCGAAUCCUACCAAGCAUACACGCCGGAAGAAUUGGCUUGUUAUCCUAUCAACACCGCACUACUAAAUCCACACCAACUGAAGGAGAUUCUGCGUUCAGAUCGAUAUCGAAAGCUGUUGGCUGAAGUUGCUUCUGAAAGUGAAAGCAGUAGCAGUGACAGCAGUAGUGAUGACGAAGAUUCAAGUAGUGAUAGUGACGAGAGUGAAUCAGGUUCGGAUUCCGACACCGUUAGCGGUUCGGCUGAUUCUGAUGAUUCCGAUGCACCGCUUAUAAGAACACCAAGUAAGAAAGUUUCGGCGAUUAGCGCUGGUGUAAACUUGAGUCCUAGUAAUCCUAGGUUCAGGCCUCCUCCAGCAAAAGCGAUACUACCGGUAUCGAGUCCAUCCGUCAAAUCUGAACAAUCAAACACACCCAAAAUGAAUCCGUAUCUGUGUGCGGUUUGUCAAGGACCGCAAAACCGAAACCAACAGCACAAACCGGAACGAUUUAUUCGUUGUUCAAUAUGCAGGCGAAGAGCCCACCCAUCCUGCAUCGACAUGUCGGCAAAAAUGUCCAAACGUGCCUCGGAAUACCCGUGGCAGUGUUCUGAGUGCAAAUCCUGCCAAAAGUGCCACCGCCGACUUAACGUAGCUACCGUAGCAACAACGGCGGACAGUCCUGUAAGUGCUAGUGCAGGCAACAUCACUGCGACUACGGCAACGACUACAACGACAACAACAACAACAACCGCUACCAAUCGGAAGAUGGUAUUCUGUGAUCAGUGUGACCGGGGAUUCCACCUCACAUGUAUUGGUCUGCGAAAUGUUCCCGACGGUCGGUGGCAUUGCACGGUAUGUUCAAUAUGUAACCGUUGCGGAGCGCGAAGUCCCGAAGGUCACCCGAAUCCCUAUCUUACGCCGCAGCAGCGGGAAAAUCUGGCCAUGGUUGCCAUUUGGACCCACGAAUAUGACACCAACGAGCUGACUCGGAUACGAGAGCACGUCCUGACGCUGUGUGUACCCUGUGUACGGUUACGGAAGCACCAGGAGGAGGAACGACAGCAGCGGUUACACCAGUCGACAACGGAAACCGACGACGCUACAAAAGAAGCGGACGGUAGCAGCAGUACUAAUAGUAGCAAUAACAAAACACACAUAGGAAGCAGUAACAGUGGAAAUAGUGAAAAUAGUAAUAAUAAUAAUGUUAAUAGUAGCAGCACUCUAUCGGCGAAAACCGGAACGAGGGAGCCAACUGUGGUGAAAAAUAUCGGCACUCCUCCUCCGAGGCCACAUUCGAAGUCGAAAGCUUCGGCAAAAGGAUGAGCGAGGGAGCUGGCAGCAGUCUGGUAAGGAUCAAUUAUAUAAAGACUUUCUGUUUUUAAUGAGACGUUUGUGAUUUUGUAAAAGCAAAUUCGUUGCCCACCAAAAAAGCAAACCUCGUCGUAUCGUGUAGAGUUCAAAUCGAAUUAAUUUGUACAAAAAUCAAAGUUUACAUUAAGAAAGAGAGACAGAGAGUACAGUGGUAAGAACAACAGGAUUUGUUACGUCGUUUAUCUAGGUUCGUAUGUGUGUUUAUUUUGUAGGAAAAAUGUGUUUUGUUCUCUUGGCUAUCUUCCGGUUUUUGUCCUUUCAGGGGAAAAUGUUUGCAACUGGCUCAGUUCCGUUUUUGGGAACUGGUUUGUCAAACCUCUUGCUCGUUUAAGGUGUUCGAUGGAUAAUAUUCAGUAGCAAAUUUGUUCGAGCGUGAAUAGUUGAGUAAACAUUUUAUACAUAUUUUUGGCGCCUAAAAUAAUAGAUUAUUGCACUAUGCCAUCAUUUCAAGAAUUUCACGUUCAAUGUGCUUUGUUGUGACUCGUGAAAUAUUUUCAUUGCCAUUAAUACAAUGCAAAAUAUGGCUUGAGUUUCGAACAAUAUUCAUCGGGUUAGGGUAUAAUCAAAAGCAAGACACCAUUCGAGCAAGCUCCGCAACGUGAAUCGAACAAAUAUUUAAUAUCUAUGGUCGUUGAAAAUAUACAUUUGCGUUUAAUUCGAGUUUUGCAUAGAUUGCUGCCUAGUAACGAUGGUUUUCGUGGAAAUCGCAAUUAUCGUUGCAUUAUAUAAUUCAUCUACAGUUAUUUCAUUUUUUUCAUGUUACUCACCACACGUUAAGUCGGAAGGCAGCGAAUAUUAUGUAAGUUGCUGGCAUCUCAGAUUUCUCCGCGGGGUAUUUGAAAUCAUCUUUCAAAAGGAAACUAGUGUGAUAGGUAGAAUAAUUUUGAAGGUUACAUUAUUCGAGCAGGUAAUUAAUUACAUAUUCACUUCUAUACUUGCCCACGACUCGAACUAUUCCUUUGAACUGUUUUCCUUUUGGAUUUGCUGGCGUAAACGGGAAUGGCAACCACUUUUUCAUAAAAAGAUUUUUUUUUUUCGAAAGUGGGGACAAAUUUCAUUUUUUUCUGUUGUUGUCAAAUUUUUUGAGAAGGGAUAUUAAAGUUUUAUCGGAAAAACAAUAACAUUUUCAUUCAUAGUAGAACUUGAAAAAAAAAUUAGAGUUUUCAAAUUCCCACAACCUUUAUUAUCCAAAGGUCAAUUCCGUAGAGGAAGGAACUAAUAUUUGUUCUGGCCUAAUUGUUGCUGGAAUAGAGUGACAUCCAGACUGUCAUUUAAAUUAUCAACAUGAAAUAUGUAGUCAAUAUUCCAGCCUUCCGUAGCUCAUUGGUGAGACGGGCGCUAGGCUACAGAGCAGACGACCAUGCUGAAGUUGAAGUAGUGUCGUGAGGACCUGAGUCUGUGAAUUCCUGUAACUAGAAAAAAAUAAAACACAAACUACGACUAGGCCGUCUCGAUGUUACAUUCGAUGUACAUUCUUCUAAAGAUGGGAUCAUUCAUAUGCUUCACUUUUUUGUUGUGGGGAUUAUGUCAAAUGCUAUAUGCUGAACGGCCCACUGUAUUUGACUUAAUUUUUCAACGAUUAUGCUAAAUGGUCGUUAUACCAAAUGGCCUUAGACAUUUAACUCGUUAUGCCAAAUGGCGUUAUGCCAUAUGGGCUUCUCCCAUCUAUUUAAAAACAUGAAUUAUUCAAACAUUAACCUGUAAUUUUGUUUUGUAAAAUCGAAGAGCAUUCAGUAGUUGUUCUCGAAAUAGGAUAAAUG